UUUUUUUUUUUCAAUUGGCCAAAACAUUUUCCCUCUUUUUUUUUUUUCUAAUUCGCCAAAGCAUUUUCCCUCUUUUUAUUUAGUUGCCAAAACAUUUUCCUUCUCGGCCAAAACAGCUUUACCAUCAAUUGAGAGCUCACAUUUUCCCUAGAUCGACCUUCUCAUUUUCCCCCAAAUCGAUUGAGAGGUCUGUCGGCCAUUGGUACUACGACCGACCUCGUUCUUUCAUUUCCCCCAAAUCGAUUGGUAAGUUGAAAACCUUAAUUGUUUGGAACCACAGGUCAUAUCAUAGGUAAGUAGAAACAGGUCGGCCGGCCAUUGCUCAUUGAAGACUUGAUUGGGGUGUACCGGUAUCGCAGUUUAAAGAGAAUCGAGGUCACAGAUUUCAGAUUCAGUCUGUUGAAAAAUUGCCCGAAAAUCCAAGUGUUAUCUUUUGAUUGCUGUGACCGUGUUUCUGAACAAGUGAUAAAGUUUCUCGAAUUUGACAUAUUUGAGUUUUAGAAAAUGUGUUUUGGUUACUGCUGAAGCGAUGCAAGCUUUAUUCAGCUUAGGUAAAUUGGUUCAGUUGGAUUUCGAGAGGUGUCCACGGAUACAUGGAGGAUUUGUUCAUCUUCAAGUUUCAGGUUUGUCCAAGCUCGAAUCACUCAGUAUCAGAUGUUGUCAAUGCAUUAUGGAUUCAGACAUGGAGCCUCUGCCAGGGAUUGCGAGUUUAAAGGAACUUCAGGUUGUGUGCAUCUAUAUUACAGAUUAUGGAGUGUCUUAUUUGGGAGGUUUGAACAAACUUGUUGUACUAAAUAUGGAAGGAUCACAUGUUACUACGUCAUGUUUGGAUACUAUCUCAGAGCUUCCUUCGCAGCAAUCAUUGAAUCUCAAUAGAUAUUUUCUGAGAGAUGAUGGAUGUGAAAAGUUUUCGGCGCUCAGCGAUUUGAAUGUGUUGAAUUUGGGAUUUAACCACAUUACAGAUGAAUGUUUGGGCCAUUUGAAAGGUCUAACAAAAUUGGAAGGUCUGAACUUGGAUUCUUGUAAGAUUACGG
Messenger RNA from Capsicum annuum, 1034 nucleotides. Its product is annotated as F-box protein At3g58530. NCBI's taxonomy places the organism in Eukaryota, Viridiplantae, Streptophyta, Magnoliopsida, Solanales, Solanaceae. Gene Ontology annotation, molecular function: protein binding. Gene Ontology annotation, biological process: SCF-dependent proteasomal ubiquitin-dependent protein catabolic process. The record is from RefSeq and is a predicted model, not a curated record. Gene Ontology annotation, cellular component: SCF ubiquitin ligase complex.